Carya illinoinensis is the source of this 765-nucleotide messenger RNA. Its product is annotated as putative pectinesterase 52. Gene Ontology annotation, molecular function: pectinesterase activity. The record is from RefSeq and is a predicted model, not a curated record. Gene Ontology annotation, biological process: cell wall modification. The coding region runs from base 1 to 765 and encodes 254 amino acids. NCBI's taxonomy places the organism in Eukaryota, Viridiplantae, Streptophyta, Magnoliopsida, Fagales, Juglandaceae. The transcript has 5 exons.
AUGACCAUGAAGCAACAGAUCAGAGUGCCACGUUUACGUCGUAUGGAGAAAAUGUUAUUGUCAAAGGCAUUACCUUCAAGGAAAUUAGAAAAUGGAAUUGAGGGAUAUGGUAUAGCUAACUCCUUCAACAGGCAGGGAUAUAUAGAUUUCAAUAACAGCAGAACGGAAGAAGAGCCUAAGAUAAAACAAGCAGUAGCAGCCAGAAUCUAUGGAGAUAAAUCCGCUUUCUAUGGAUGUGGUUUCAUCGGAUUUCAAGAUACUCUGUGGGAUGCCACGGGACGUCAUUACUACAAGAACUGCUACAUUGAAGGUGGCGUAGAUUUUAUAUGGGGAAAUGGCCAGUCUAUAUACGAGGACUGUCUGAUAAAUGCUACAGCAGGAUCACUGUUUUCUCCUGAUUCAGUGAGUUACGUAACAGCCCAAGGUCGAAGUUCACCAUAUGAGACUUCUGGCUUUGUGUUUAGACUAGGUGCUGUGUUUGGGACAGGAAAAAUUUUCUUAGGAAGAGCUUAUGGUCCUUACUCUAGAGUUAUCUUUCAUGGUACAACAUUGGGUCGAGCGGUAGCCCCUGAGGGCUGGAAUGAAUGGAACUCCAAAGGGCAUGAGGAUAAGUUGACGUAUGCUGAGGUUGAUUGUAAAGGUCCUGGAUCAGACAAGUCGAAGCGAGUUAAGUGGAUGAAAAAGCUUCGUCCCUCAGAGUUACAUCAAUUUUCAAAAUCAAGAUUCAUCAACCAAAAUAGGUGGCUUGAAAGCCAACCAGUAUGA